AUGCUGAUGUGUCUCUUGAAUUUGGCAUUCUUGGCUUUUUUUUGCUGCUUAUCAUCAUCGACUCUUACAAAUGCUUCCCCAAAUUGUCAUCCGAACGAUCUAUCAGCACUGAAGGAAUUCGCCAGCCAAUUAAUUAACGGCUCUAUCAAAUUCUCUUGGUCAAAUAUAUCCGAUAACUGUUGUGAAUGGGAAGGCAUUGUCUGUGAAACUAACAACAAUGCCGGUAAAUCGGCCGUUGCUCGAGUGACCAUGUUGAACCUUUCUGGAAAAGACUUGAAGGGGAAAUUUCCAGACACUGUUAUCAAAUUGGAUGGUUUGAAAUUUAUUGAUCUUUCACACAACUCUUUGGAAGGUGAUUUGCCCUCUGGAUUCUCUAACCUGAAUCAGUUGGAAAUUCUCGAUUUUAGCCAUAACAAGCUGUUCGGGCCUGCAGUCGAGCGAAUUACCGGCUUGAAAUCGAUUCGUUCGCUUAACAUUUCUGGGAACUCGUUCACUGGAAAUUUGAGCGAUUUUUGGAGUUUUUCGAAUCUUGUUGCAUUGAACAUAAGUAACAAUUUGUUCGCUGGGCAACUCGGCUCGCUAAACUGCAGUUUCUUUGAAAAUAUUCGAGUUCUUGAUAUAUCGUCCAAUGGGUUUACCGGUGGGCUUGAAGGGUUGUACAACAAUUGCAGCAGAGCCUCUCUCCAGCAGCUUGUUAUGGAUUCAAAUUCCUUCUCGGGAGAAUUUUCCGAGUCGUUAUACUCGAUUUCUUCCUUGGAAGUGCUUUCAGUCUCCACAAAUAACUUUUCAGGCCAGAUAAGCCCGAAAAUCGGCAAGCUCACCAAUCUCAGAACCCUAAUUCUUUCCGGCAAUCGAUUUUCCGGCCCUUUUCCCGAUGUAUUUGAGAAUUUGACUCGACUUGAGCAUCUCGACGUGCAUUCGAAUUUGUUCUCCGGUUCAGUCCCCUCGACUUUGGCACUUUGUUCGAAACUAGACGUGCUCGAUUUCAGAAACAACUCGCUCUCCGGCCCUAUCGAUUUCGAUUUCUCCCGGCUUUCUAAUCUCUGCACCCUCGAUUUAGGCGGGAACCGUUUUUCGGGCCCUUUGCCUCAAUCCCUCUCCACUUGCCGGGGAUUGAAAUACGCGAGCCUCGCCCGAAACAAAUUUACCGGUCAAGUCCCUCAAAAUUACGCGAAUCUCACGUCUCUCGUUUUUCUAUCGCUUUCGAUCAACAAGCUCGUCAACUUAUCAAACUCGUUGUCCGUGCUGAGUCAUUGCCGGAAUCUGACGACCCUCAUACUCACCAACAACUUUCACGGCGAACGAAUUCCCGAGAAUGUAAACGGGCUCGAGAGGCUAUCCCUUUUGGCUGUUGCGAACUGCGCUUUGACCGGUCAAAUCCCGAGCUGGCUUCAAAACUGUCGAAAUUUGCAGCUGCUUGAUCUCUCGUGGAACCAUCUAGAAGGCACCAUCCCUUCUUGGAUCGACCGGAUGGAUUCACUCUUCUACUUGGACCUCUCGAAUAAUUCAUUGACCGGUCAAAUCCCGAAGGCUUUGACCGGUCUCAAGGGCCUUAUGAACCUGACUGCAUGCCCGUUAAUCUCCAACAACACGUCCUCAGUUAUUCCGCUCUUUGUCAAGCGGAAUCAGAGCUCGAGCGGCUUGCAGUACAAUCAGGUCUCGAGCUUCCCGCCAUCUAUACUGCUGAACGAUAACCGGUUAACCGGGCCCAUCUGGCCCAAAAUCGGUCGGCUGACGAAGCUACACGUUUUGGAUUUGAGCCGGAACAACAUAACCGGGACAAUCCCGAGCUCGAUUUCAAACAUGCUGAAUCUAGAGACGCUCGAUUUGUCCUUCAACGAACUUCAUGGCGCGAUUCCCGUCUCAUUGAACCGACUCACAUUCCUCUCGAGAUUUAGCGUUGCUUAUAAUCGUCUCGAGGGCCCGAUUCCAACUGGCGGCCAGUUCUUCAGUUUCCCCAGCUCGAGCUUCGAGGGAAAUAAAGGCCUCUGUGGGAAACUAAUCUCUCCCUGUCUUGUUAAAAGUGUCGGUUUUGGCCCUUCUCGCCGGUCGACCGGUAAAAAACUCGGCCGGAAUAGUAUAAUCGGGCUCACGAUAGGAAUCGGGUUUGCAAUCUCCUUAAUCGUGGCCUUCGUUCUACUUCGAAUAUGGAGAAAAGGUGGUGAAAAACGAGCCCCCGUCGAGCCCCCAAGAUUAUCGGACUCAUUCGGGCCGCCAAAGCUCGUUUUUUUCAAAAACACUGCGUGCGAGGGCCUCACGGUAACGGAUCUUCUGCUUUCAACUAACAACUUCAACCAGUCGAACAUAAUCGGGUGCGGAGGGUUCGGGCUCGUUUAUCGGGCCGAGUUCAAAAACGGGUCGCGGGCCGCAAUCAAGAGGCUCUCGGGCGACUGUGGCCAGAUGGACCGCGAGUUCCAGGCCGAAGUCGAGGCCCUCUCGCGGGCCCAGCACAAAAACCUCGUCUCAUUACAGGGCUACUGCCAGUAUGCGAACGACAGGCUACUCAUCUACUCGUACAUGGAAAACGGGAGUCUCGAUUAUUGGCUGCACGAACGGGUCGACCCGGGUUCUGCCCUUCCUUGGCCCGCGCGGUUGAGGAUAGCCCGUGGGGCGGCCCGCGGGCUGGCCUAUUUGCAUGGGGAACAGAACAUUGUCCACCGUGACAUAAAAACGAGCAAUAUUUUGUUGGACGAGAAUUUCGAGGCCCACUUGGCGGAUUUCGGGCUUUCGAGGCUGCUGAGGCCUUACGACACGCAUGUGACGACGGAUUUAGUCGGGACUUUGGGUUAUAUUCCGCCGGAGUACAGUCAGACUUUAACGGCGACUUUUAGAGGGGACGUUUAUAGCUUUGGGGUUGUGAUUUUGGAGCUUCUGACCGGAAGGAGGCCGGUGGAGGUUUGUAAGGCGAAGAGUUGCCGGGAUUUGGUGGCGUGGGUUUACCGGAUGAAAACCGAGAGGCGGGAGGUGGAGAUUUUCGACUCGAGUAUAACGAGUAAGGAUUGUGAGGAGGAACUUAUGGAGGUUCUUGGUGUAGCUUGUAAGUGUGUAGAGAAAGAUCCUAGGAAGAGGCCCUCCAUUGAUGAGGUUGUUUUGUUGCUUGAUGGGCUUGUUAUAGGAAAAAAAGGUUUGACCUGA
This is a messenger RNA of Striga asiatica, 3135 nucleotides long. The record is from the annotation of a GenBank genome assembly. NCBI's taxonomy places the organism in Eukaryota, Viridiplantae, Streptophyta, Magnoliopsida, Lamiales, Orobanchaceae.